ACCAUAUGUAUACUUUUAAUCUGAAAAUUCUAAAUCUAAAGUCAACUCACAACCAACAUUUCAAGCUUAAUAUGCAAAAUACAAACUGCUUGAGCUGUAAAAAAAAGAAAAAUAUUGCGAAUUAUCCUAAUCCAUAAUUAGCAAUCUAAUUAUUGGCUUAUACUUUCAUCCAAGUCUAUCUGCAACCAAAAUCAAAUUUACCAUCUCCUUAAAAAAUCCAUCAAAUAGAUGUUUUAUUUUAAAUGGGAAAAAAGAAACAUGCUAUGGAAAUCAAUUCUUGUAAAGAUUUAACAGAAGAAUCACCUAGAAAAUCAUCUUCUGCACAAGAAGGGCAACCCCCUCUUUCCCUAGUAGAACCUUCUGUUAAGAACAAACUCCAUAAAUUCCCGAAAACAAUGCGGAUGAUCCGGUCCAUAAUCCGGUCAUUCCCCAUUAUAAGCACCCCGAAACCUUGUAGUAGGUUACCGGAGAUCAGCUUUCGAAUCAAUAGCGUGAGUCACCGGGUGACAGGCACAUUAUUGGGGUACAAGAAGGGUAAGGUGAGUUUUUCAUUGCAAGAAACAAGCAAGAGUUUGCCUACAUUGGUGUUGGAUUUACCUAUACAAACCCACGUUCUACAAAAAGAAAUGAGCGUAGGAAUGGUCAGGAUUGCCCUUGAAUGCGAAAAAAGGGAUGAAAAAGAGAGAAUGGGUUUGUUAGAAGAGCCUGUAUGGGACAUGUUCUGUAAUGGGAAGAAAUUAGGAUAUGCGGUUAAGAGGGAGGCUAAUGAGAUGGAGUUGAGUAUAAUGGAGCUUCUCAAGGUCAUUACAAUGGGUGUCGGAGUCUUACCAUCUUCCGAGUUUUCCGAUGGUGAUCAUGAUGACGAGUUGGCCUAUAUUCGAAUCAACUUUGAUCAUGUUGUUGGGUCCAAGGAUUCUGAAACCUUAUAUAUGAUGUGCCCAGAAGGGAAUAACAUUAUUGAUCUUAGUAUUUUCUUUGUAAGGAUUUAAGAAUAUAUGUUGGUAAACUAUCCAUAAACGAAUUAUAGAUCAUUCGUUAUCUGGCUACCAAACAGGCCCUUAGAGUACAAUUGGGUGUUGUGCAUGCACUGAUGUCUUAUUCAGGAGCAUCGGCCACUUAGCCAAGCAUGCCGAACCAGAUAUUCAAGUCAAAUUUGCUACAUUCUGUUUCUCAAGACAAUUCAAAUAUGCGUCAAAUAAAUCAUGCUCAACCCGAUAUAUAUUUAGGUGUAGCUUAGAGAUUUAUCUUGGCCGGACUGACUAUUAAGUUUUUUGUGAAUUCAUAUUCAUAUUCAUAUUCAUAUUCAUGAAUCAUGAUAAUGUAAUGUCCCCAAAUUUAUAAUUCACGAAAAUAUCAGAUCACAAUUCGCAUAUUAUUACUUCCUUUGUAAACUUCUCAACAAGUGACAUACACUUUGAGGUAACUCUGUUUAACUUCCUCUAUAAUGAGAUUGAGGUUUAAAUUAUUAUUAUAUUUGUUAUUCAGUUACAGAGUAUAAUAAAAGUAUACUCUGUACUACAUAUGGACGUUUCAUAAUGUUGUUUACGGUUAGUAUAUGUACAAAUAUUAAAAUAAACAGAGAAGAGUGUGUAAAAAAAUGGAUGGAUUUAAAGAAAAAAGAAUAAAAUAAAAGAAAGUGAGUAGAAAGUAAAAAAUGUUAUGAGGUACGAGAGGUAAGAUCAUAAAAUUUCAUAUCAAAAAAUAUAAUAAAGUAUAAUAUAAAGAACAUUAUGAAAUAGACUAAAACGAAAAGAAUAAAUAUUAUUUUAAAACGGAUGUAC
Molecule: messenger RNA, 1781 nt
Organism: Spinacia oleracea (spinach)
Lineage: Eukaryota; Viridiplantae; Streptophyta; Magnoliopsida; Caryophyllales; Amaranthaceae
Product: protein MIZU-KUSSEI 1
Exons: 1
Coding region: 243-989 (248 amino acids)
Biological process (GO): hydrotropism
Source: RefSeq, a predicted model, not a curated record